AUGGCCACUUUUGUGUUAAUCAUUUAAUUUAAUUUAUUUAAUUUGUUUAUCAGUUAAUUUCUGUGGCUAUUAACAUUCAAAAUGACUUUGGUAACAUGACCAAUUUAACCAGUCUAUUAUUUUGUCACAUGAACUGUACAGAAGGUGCAAAAAAAUGGAGCAACACCUCAGGUGGAACUAUUAUUUCAAGGCAGGUGCAACCCAGUUGCUUUAGGGGGAUGGACUUCCGCCCACUUUUCAGAUGCAAUCUGAGAGGCAAACCGAGUGCGCUGUGUCUUCAUUGCUCCUGAACUUUACCUGUAUUUGCAGGGAUUUCUUCUUUGUUAUUGUGGCACCAUUCCUGGGGCCCGUAACAAAUUGUGGGGGCUCGUCCGGGAUCCACUUCCUGUUGAGUCUUCUAAGGAAGAGGGUCCAGAGAUACUAGAACCAUAAAGUCAACGUGAGAUGGCAUCGCUGUAGCCGAGACGACAGCUGGUGGGUGUCCACAAAGAGAAGUCAAGAUCUGUACGAGGGUCUUCACUCCACCAACGGAACUGCACCUCUGUGUCUCAUUAGUCGAAGCUCAUCAUGGCAGCAGCGCGCAAGGAGCUGGUUUGGAGCAUCAAAAAGAACCUGUAUAAGCUUUCAGGUGCAGAAGCCUAUCAGCUCGCAAGGGAUCUGGUCACAGACAGCCAGAGUAGUGAAUUAGAGUCCACUGAUGAAGAAGGUUGUGUGGAUUGCAUUAUCAACUAUAUGCAGUCAGAUGCUUUGUUAAAUUCUGAGGAUGAGGGAAUGAGUCAGUUGCUGGUGCUAAAUGAUCUUGUAUGCAGUAUGGUUGAAAAUCGUGGCCUAUUGAACACUGCUAAUGGGGUGGCGCAGCCACUGGAGUCACCAGUUGUUAGUGCUAAGACAGUCGAGCGCACUACAGUGACACAUGCUACCUUUGGCCAGUUACCACCAGUUACUAACACUCAACAGCAUACCACCCCCUUACUUUCCAUCCCCAGAGAGCCUACAACAUCACAGCAGACUGACUUUGGUGCACAGGCUCGCACCACCAAUCUGAGUCCAACCCAGCCUAGAAUCAUAAAUGAUGAGCGGUUUGGAGAGCCACAGCAUUUUAGAAAUGCAAGUAACACAUAUCCUAGUGGGGCACACAGUAUAGGUGACCCAGUAACACAUGCAGCAAUAUCUCACCCCUCAUCACAUGUAACCACUGAGAGAAUGGUUUCCUUAAAGGACCUCUCUUACCUCCAACGGAGGGAAUUUAAGGUACAUGGUGGCCAGAUUGGGGACCACAAUGCUGACAUAACUUAUAGCAGCAUGUGUAAACAGAUAGAUGAAGGCAUUAGAGAGGGUUUCACAGAGACUGAGGUUAUCCGGGGUGUAUUGAGGAUUGUAAAGCCAGGUGUCUUCAAGGAUAUGCUCAUCAACAAAGACGAAAUCACUGUGAAUGAACUCAAGGGCUUUCUCAGAUCACACCUGGGUGAAAAGGCCAGCACUGAAUUGUUCCAAGAGCUUAUGUGUGCAAGACAGAGUGAACAAGAAACCCCACAACAGUUCUUGUACCGCAUGAUUGGACUCAAACAGAAGAUCCUGUUCCAAUCAAAACAGAAGGUGCAAAAAAAUGGAGCAACACCUCAGGUGGAACUAUUAUUUCAAGGCAGGUGCAACCCAGUUGCUUUAGGGGGAUGGACUUCCGCCCACUUUUCAGAUGCAAUCUGAGAGGCAAACCGAGUGCGCUGUGUCUUCAUUGCUCCUGAACUUUACCUGUAUUUGCAGGGAUUUCUUCUUUGUUAUUGUGGCACCAUUCCUGGGGCC
Messenger RNA from Oreochromis niloticus (Nile tilapia), 1800 nucleotides. RefSeq lists its product as uncharacterized. The record is from RefSeq and is a predicted model, not a curated record. The transcript is spliced from 2 exons. Bases 568 to 1704 code for a protein of 378 amino acids. NCBI's taxonomy places the organism in Eukaryota, Metazoa, Chordata, Actinopteri, Cichliformes, Cichlidae.